AUGCUCGCAGUGUCACUCCAGGAGGAGGAGGAGGAGGAUGAUGAGCAAGGGAAGGAGACCGAUGACGAUGAGACGACGACGUACUCGGAGCCCGAAUUGGUACGAGCCUAUCGCGGCCCUACGCCAGCGCCGAUUUCCUCGCGUACAAGGAGCCAAUCCCGCAGCCGCUCGGCCUCCGAAAGCCGUGCUCGUUCAGUCUCUGCUACCCGUCAGCAACCAACCAGUCGUUCACACUCACGUUCCCGUACGAACACUCCCCGAAGCCCCACACCAGCACCAUCUGGCUUUCGUCGUGGCCGUAUGCCCAACGUGGACGUUCGAGCAUCCACGCCGGAGCGGCAAUUUCUUUCCACGCCGACCAAGACGCAAGAAGAGACGUACGGCCGCCAGUUGACGGCGCAGAUGCGUCAGCUGACUGCCGAAAGUAUUCCCAUCCGCCAGCAGGCUAGCUAUCUACGCCGCAACAGCAGCAGCAACACCAACAGCCCCGACAGGGAGUUAAGCAGCGACUAUGUCCGUGCCACGGCCGAUGACUUGACCAUGGCAAGGCUGAGUCUGCAUGAGCACGCCUUGGGCUACGCCAGCCAGACCAUCUCUGGCAUGCAUCAGGUGAUUCAAAACCAGGUUGGCAGGAUUUCUGACCACGACCAACGCCUCGAUCAACACACACGAGACAUCGUCGGCGUUGAUAGGGAUGUGCGCAGCCAGAAGGACAGGCUGGAUCGCGCGGAGACGGAGUCUGCCGGGCUCAGAGAGGAUGUCGACAAUCACGCUUUACGGAUCCAACUACUGGAGGACUUGGGAAGACGCGGUCAAGGCAGGACUGUCAGGGAUGUCUGA
Molecule: messenger RNA, 840 nt
Organism: Trematosphaeria pertusa
Lineage: Eukaryota; Fungi; Ascomycota; Dothideomycetes; Pleosporales; Trematosphaeriaceae
Exons: 2
Coding region: 1-840 (279 amino acids)
Source: RefSeq, a predicted model, not a curated record